Cyphellophora attinorum is the source of this 1020-nucleotide messenger RNA. RefSeq lists its product as uncharacterized. The transcript is spliced from 2 exons. The coding region runs from base 1 to 1020 and encodes 339 amino acids. The record is from RefSeq and is a predicted model, not a curated record. NCBI's taxonomy places the organism in Eukaryota, Fungi, Ascomycota, Eurotiomycetes, Chaetothyriales, Cyphellophoraceae.
AUGGCCGGCCAUGAUGAAGUGUCACGGCCAAGGUCUCCAGAUCGCGAGCGGGACCGCAAACGACAACGAAGACACUCGCCGGACUCGCAUCGAGCAGAUAUUGUGAAAGCACUACCAUUCGGAGCACGCACUUUGAACAAACACGAUCUCGAAGCCCAUAGACCGAUGUUCACGUUGUAUCUGGACAUACAGAAACACAAGGAUAUCGAUGAGCUAGAUGAGCGCGAGAUCAAAGGCCGGUGGAAGAGCUUCAUUCACAAAUGGAAUCGUGGAGAACUAGCUGAGGGCUGGUACGAUCCACAGACUCUCACGAAGGCCGUCACUUCUGCUGCUUCUACACAACGGCGGUCGCCGUCUUCGGUUCAGCCCUACAACAGCCACAGACCAGGCAACGACGAGGAGGACGAGGACGAUGACUAUGGCCCUGACUUGCCUGCUGACCUUGUUGCAUCUAAGAAGAGCGCGAAUGGUCAGCUUGGACAGCUGACAACUGGGCCCUCGAUACCACGUCCUUCUGAUCUUGUCGCCCUGCGCGAGGAAGCUGCCGAGUCGGCCGCCGCCUCUCGGCAAGCCUCUCGCGAUGCCUUCAGAAGUGACCGCAAGACCGAACGCAAGCUCCAGACUCAGCGCCUCGAUGAACUUGUUCCUCGAGCCGAAUCCGGCACGCGCGAAAGACAGCUCGAGAAGCGCAAAGAGGCCGCAGCCUCGAAUCGUUCAUUCGCUCAGGCCGCACACGAGGCAGGAGAUGCAGACCUGCCAGACGACGAUGUCAUGGGCGACGCAGAUAGUCUGGGGCAGCUGAAGAAAAUGAAGCGAGAGAAUGAGAGAAAGAAAAAUGAGAGGGAGUUGAGGAGGGAGGAGAUGGCGAGGGCAAGGAGGGCUGAGCGGGAAGAGAAAUUGGAUGUUCUUAGAAAGAAAGAGGCGAAGACCAUGGAGGGUUUGAGAGCGUUGGCACAGGCGAGAUUCGGCGGUGGUGCUGGAGGAGUAGGUGAUGAAGACGGAGGGAAGCAGGCGCCCUAA